AUGGCGAUAACAGCUUUCUGUUGUCAAAGGUUGCGUUGUCUGUCUCUCUCUCCUGCCCUUUUUGCCUUAGUGUCCCACGCACAGUUAUCUACAGCUACAACAUGUGUUUUCUCCGAGUGGAUUUUGGGGAUAGGGGGGUGGCAAGAAAACCAGAAGCCCGCCACGCAGAUCUGUCACCGCCUCCGGAACAAGGCACAACUCUCCAAGAGGGGGACGCAUCCUAGGGAUACGCGCGUCCACCAGCGAGCGGCAGACGCUCGGGCCCCUUUCUCAGCCUCUACUCUUCCCCCCACCCCCACCCCCCACUUCUGCGUCUGCCCCACUGAACGCCCUCCUCCCGCUCCUCCUCCCCACCUCCCCUCCCCAGCCAAGUACGGAAACCCGCCGGGGCUGGGCAGCCGUGGCUCCCGGCAACCCGCGCCCUCGCGGGGCUCCGCGCACUCAGUUCUUGUCCGACCCCAAUCCCUCAGUCCCAGCUCAGUGAAACUAACCCUGAAGCUGCCCGGAAGGGCAAGAGCGGAAGGCGCUGGGGACCGGCGGCCGGGCCCGGGGUUCCUGCCCCUGCCCUCUCCUGCUCCCCAACAGAGACCUUCAUGACUGGAAAAAUCUGCCUGGAGAGGCCAGAGCCUAGAAGCCAGUGAAAAGAAUGCCUGGCACCUUUCCUGCCAGCUCCUUCACACCUGGUCCCAAAACUCCCAGGAGUGCUCCUUGACCUCAGAGGCCCAACGGGUAAACCCAGACUGGUGUUUCUAUACUAGACAAGAGUCAAAUCUC
Molecule: messenger RNA, 774 nt
Organism: Bubalus bubalis (water buffalo)
Lineage: Eukaryota; Metazoa; Chordata; Mammalia; Artiodactyla; Bovidae
Product: WAS/WASL-interacting protein family member 1-like
Exons: 2
Coding region: 1-597 (198 amino acids)
Source: RefSeq, a predicted model, not a curated record